AUGGUUUGCAGUGAACGUGCCGCCCAUCUCCGAAUCCAUCGGCUUGUCGCCUAUUCCGUUGCCAGCGUGGCAUUCGUUCUCUUGAUCGGAGCAGUCGUCACUCUUCCGCUCGCGUAUCGCUAUGUUUCACAGUUGAGACAGUCUCUUGAGAGACAAUUUGUGGUUGGUUGUUCCGUUUUUAGUCUGUUUGCAAGUUGUAUUCAGGAAUGUAAUGACGUGGCAAAGACUAUUUACGAAGGAGUCGACGAGCUCUCAUCAGUGAUCGUAAGUCCCAACAGGACAAGAGCUGCUCGAGCCGCAAAGCCGAGAAGACGAUUUGAUGAAGGUCUGUGGUGGAUAAAUUGUAGUUUCAACUGAAAACUCAACUUGCAGACGAAUCGGAAGAAACCUGCGAAGGAUGCUGCUUGCCUGGCGCACCCGGACCUUCUGGGCCACCCGGCCGUCACGGAAGACACGGAUCUUCCGGAGCACCUGGAAAGCCUGGAAACCCUGGAGAGCCACCGAGAGGACCUUGCGAUCCAGCAGUUGCCAACCCUUGUGACUGUCCAGCCGGAGAACCAGGAGAGCCAGGACCAAAGGGACCACCAGGAAACAAUGGACUGCCAGGACUGAAGGGAAGAAGGGGAUUCGAUGGAUUGGAUGGAAGACCAGGACGGCCUGGAAAAACGGGAACUGAUGGAGUUCCUGGACCGAAGGGAGAAGACGGAAGAGACGGAGAACCAGGGCCCAUCGACACGACGGACGUGGGACCGCCGGGAGAGGAUGGAGAGGAAGGAACCGCCGGAGAAGCAGGAACACCCGGAAAUGCUGGUAGAGACGGGAAACCAGGACAGACGGGACCACCGGGACCUCCCGGAAAAGAUGGAGUCGACGGAGAAAACGGAGAUGACGGAGAGCAGGGAGAGUCCGGAAUUCAAGGAAGACCGGGAGAGGAGGGAAUCUGUCCAAAGUAAGAUUGUAUGGCAGAGACAGAACAGAAACAUCGCUGAUUUCAGAUACUGCGCCAUUGACGGUGGUGUCUUCUUCGACAGCGGAUCUCGUCGGCGUAAGAUUUAA
This is a messenger RNA of Caenorhabditis sp. 36 PRJEB53466, 1056 nucleotides long. Lineage: Eukaryota; Metazoa; Nematoda; Chromadorea; Rhabditida; Rhabditidae. The record is from the annotation of a GenBank genome assembly.